AUGGCGCCCUGCCCCGUCCUGCAGAGGGAGCCGGUGUUCCAGUCGGGAGCGCACGCCUACAGGAUCCCCGCUCUGCUCUACCUGCCAGGGCAGAGGGCCCUGCUGGCCUUUGCCGAGAAGCGGAUGAGCAAGAAGGAUGAGCACGCGGAGGUGAUUGUCCUCCGCAGAGGGGACCACGACGUGUCGGCCCAGCAGGUCCAGUGGCACACGCAGGAGGUGGUGGGCGCAGCCCAGCUGGAAGGCCACCGCUCCAUGAACCCCAGCCCCCUGUAUGACGAGGUCACGGGGAUCCUGUUCCUCUUCUUCAUCGCUGUCCCAGGGCAGGUCUCCGAGCACCACCAGCUCCGCACCAAGGUCAAUGUCACGCGCCUGUGCCUGGUCACCAGCACUGACUAUGGGAGGUCCUGGAGCCCCGCCAGAGACCUCACUGACCCCGCCAUUGGCAGCGCCUACCGGGAAUGGGCCACCUUUGCGGUGGGCCCUGGGCACUGUCUGCAGCUGCACAACAAGAUGCAGAGCCUGCUGGUGCCCGCCUACGCUUACCGGAUACUGGGCCCACUCCAGAGCCCUUCCCCUUUCGCUUUCUGCUUUGUCAGCCACGACCAUGGGCACACGUGGGGGAGAGGGGACUUCGUGGCCCCCGACACCCUGGAGUGCCAGGUGGCAGAGGUCGGGCACGGGCCACAGAGGGUGGUGUAUCUCAACGCGCGAAGCUCCCACAGGGCCAGGGUCCAGGCCCAGAGCACCAACGACGGGCAGACCUUCCAGAAGCCGCAGCCGGUGCAGAAGCUCGUGGAGCCGCCCCCCAGUGGCUGCCACGGCAGCGUCAUCAGCUUUCCCAGCCCCCACUCGGGCCCACGCACCUCGGACAAAUGGCUGCUCUACACUCACCCCACCGACCCGCAGCACAGAACCAACCUGGGCGUCUACCUCAACAAGCGGCCCCCAGCCCCCGAGGCCUGGUCGGAGCCCACCCUGCUGGCCACAGGCAGCUGCGCGUACUCGGACCUGCAGGGCAUGGGGCCCGGGCCCGACGGGUCGCCCCAGUUUGGGUGUCUGUACGAAUCGGAUAACUACGAGGAGGUCGUCUUCCUCAUGUUCACCCUGAAGCAAGCCUUCCCGGCAGAGUUUUUGCCUCAGUGA
This is a messenger RNA of Talpa occidentalis (Iberian mole), 1143 nucleotides long. It is a transcript of the gene NEU2, whose product is annotated as neuraminidase 2. Gene Ontology annotation, biological process: ganglioside catabolic process; oligosaccharide catabolic process. The transcript has 2 exons. The coding region runs from base 1 to 1143 and encodes 380 amino acids. NCBI's taxonomy places the organism in Eukaryota, Metazoa, Chordata, Mammalia, Eulipotyphla, Talpidae. The record is from RefSeq and is a predicted model, not a curated record. Gene Ontology annotation, cellular component: membrane; cytoplasm; lysosome. Gene Ontology annotation, molecular function: exo-alpha-sialidase activity.